AGCCACUGAGUAUCCAGUGCAGCGUGGGCUCCGGGACACAGAGCCUGCUCUCCAUGCCGGAGAUCUCAGCCACCCCAAACAGGAAAGGCGGGACUUUGGGAGCGGAUCGCGCCAAUCAGAGGAGCUGCGGGUGGUGGUUUGGGCGCCAGGUGGUGCUUCUGCGCCUGCGUCUGAGAGUUUUGAGUCCAAAUGGAGGGUCCAGGAGCUGCAGGUGCCUCUGCCCGGCGGUCCGCCGAGAUGUGGCGGCUGCAGGUGGUGCUGGGCCACCUGAGCGGCCGACCCGAGUUGAGACCCGCGCCGCAGGCCGCGCGGUGCCUAGGGGUCUCCCCACGGGCAUCGGCCGGCGACGUAGUGGUGGUGCACGGGCGGCGCACGGCCAUCGGCAAGGCGGGCCGAGGCGGCUUCAAGGUGAGACCCCCGGGCCGGCGCCCCCUGAGUUCCCCGGGGCUGGCGCAGGAGGGAGGGCUCAUUGCGGCUGUGCCUCCCCCGCAGGACACCACCCCCGACGAGCUCCUGUCGGCCGUGAUGACAGCGGUGCUGCAGGACGUGAAGCUGCGGCCAGAGCAGCUGGGGGAUAUCUGCGUGGGGAACGUGUUGCAGCCUGGAGCUGGGGCAGUCAUGGCCCGCAUCGCGCAGUUCCUCAGCGGCAUCCCAGAGACCGUGCCUCUGUGCGUCAUCAACAGACAGUGCUCGUCAGGCCUGCAGGCCCUGGCCACCAUCGCUGGUGGUAUCAGAAAUGGAUCUUAUGACAUUGGCAUGGCCUGUGGGGUGGAGUCCAUGUCCAUGGCCGAAAGAGGGAACCCUGGAAAUAUCACCUCGCGCCUGAUGGACAACGAGAAGGCCAGAGAUUGCCUGAUCCCCAUGGGGAUAACCUCGGAGAACGUGGCGGAGCGGUUUGGCAUCUCCCGGGAGAAGCAGGACACCUUUGCGCUGGCAUCGCAGCAGAAAGCGGCCCGAGCCCAGAGCCAGGGAUGCUUCCGAGCCGAGAUUGUGCCGGUGACAACCACGGUACAGGACGACAAGGGCGGCAAGAGGAGCAUCACCGUGGCACAGGAUGAGGGCAUCCGCCCGGGCACCACCAUGGAGGGCCUAGCCAAGCUGAAGCCUGCCUUCAAGGAGGGCGGCUCUACCACUGCUGGAAACUCAAGCCAGGUUAGCGACGGGGCGGCCGCUGUCCUGCUGGCACGGAGAUCCAAGGCUGAGGAACUGGGCCUCCCCAUCCUGGGCGUUCUCAGGGCCUACGCUGUGGUAGGGGUCCCACCUGACAUCAUGGGCAUUGGGCCUGCAUAUGCCAUCCCUGCAGCUUUGCAACAAGCAGGGCUGACCGUGAAUGAUGUGGACAUCUUCGAGAUCAAUGAGGCCUUUGCCAGCCAGGCCGUCUACUGUGUGGAGAAGCUGGGGAUCCCCCUUGAGAAGGUGAACCCUCUGGGGGGCGCUGUGGCAUUGGGCCACCCCCUGGGCUGCACAGGGGCGCGCCAGGUUGUCACACUGCUCAACGAGCUGAAGCGCCGAGGAAAGAGGUCAGGCUGUCACCCGGGGCUGCCUGCUGGGGGGUGGGCGGGUAGGUGGACCUGCCUGUGUCCACAGGUCUGGCCUGGUGGCUCUGCCUUCUCUGUGUCCGUGGGGCAUCGGUCCCUGCUGCUCAGCCGGGCCAAGGUGGCUCAGUAGCCCCACCAAUGGUGCUUUGUGUCUGCAGGGCCUACGGGGUGGUAUCCAUGUGCAUCGGGACCGGAAUGGGAGCUGCUGCCGUGUUUGAGU
Molecule: messenger RNA, 1758 nt
Organism: Ochotona princeps (American pika)
Lineage: Eukaryota; Metazoa; Chordata; Mammalia; Lagomorpha; Ochotonidae
Gene: ACAA1
Product: acetyl-CoA acyltransferase 1
Exons: 11
Coding region: 190-1668 (492 amino acids)
Biological process (GO): phenylacetate catabolic process; fatty acid beta-oxidation
Cellular component (GO): peroxisome
Molecular function (GO): acetyl-CoA C-acyltransferase activity
Source: RefSeq, a predicted model, not a curated record